Messenger RNA from Sphaeroforma arctica JP610, 678 nucleotides. RefSeq lists its product as hypothetical. Lineage: Eukaryota; Ichthyosporea; Ichthyophonida. Gene Ontology annotation, molecular function: protein dimerization activity. The record is from RefSeq and is a predicted model, not a curated record. Bases 1 to 678 code for a protein of 225 amino acids. The transcript has 2 exons.
AUGUAUACAGAAGCACAAGUAUCGGCUAUGCUGGAAGCUAAGAAAGAAAUAUCAAAGAGAUGUCUGACAAUAUUAGAGUCGGAAUUAGUACUAUCUGAGUAUCUUAAAGGAAAGGCAUCGUCUUACACAUCUUCAGGUGAAUUGUCAACACCCAUCGAUAGCAAUAAGCGAACCACUGAUCAACUAAUGGCGAGUGCUGUAGAAUUGCUUGACCACGAUGAGAUAGAUAUCGACCAAUUAUCACCUGUUAGUAAACGCAAACGAAUUCGGCUUGAAAGACGGCAGACAGCUAUCGCUGAUAAGGAUGGGAAUACUCCUGGUUUGACAAAUGAUACAUCAGCUAUGAAGGCUAAAGUUAGGCGAGAACUAGAGACAUGGGGGAGUGUUUCUUGUGUAAUGUCUAUGACUAUCCUCGUGCAAAAGGGUAGAGGUCGUGCGACCAAAACCGAGAAACAGGAAGUACACCCAACUCGUCAGGCAUUAGAAUACUGGGCUGGACUAAACGAUCGAUUGCCCACUCUAUACAUGGUUGUACUCCCAUCUUUUAUUAUUUUGCCGACCUCCUGUCGCUCAGAGAGUAUAUUUUCUCUGAGCGGCAACGUCCAAGACAAGAAGCGAAAGGCUUCUUUUAAAGGUGACACAUUCGCUAAGAUCAGCUUCGUGAAGGGAAACAGUUAG